UUAUAUCCCAUCCCUACAUCAAAUGUCAUUGACACUGCACAUCAGUCGGUCCCAAUUGCACGGGGUCUGGUGUCGCACAAUAAAAAGCUUGUGAGCGGCGCGCAAGCGGUAAUUACAGCUCAACCUUUCAAACAUUUGGACGCCACAUGUGUUAAAUACAAUAUUAUCACAAAAACGCAACAAAAAGCACUCAAAACUCUAUGUACGAUAAAAAUCGUCGAUCGAAUCAGUGUCCGUGAAACAUUGCAAAUUAAUUAAAUGUUUAUAUUGUAAACUGUUGUGUGGAGUUUUAAAUACUUCCGUGGUGGUUCGUGUGUGCAGUUGCGAGUGUGUAGCGUGUCCAGAAACAUGGUUAUCGAGAAGAUAUGUUGCUUGGGAGCAGGCUACGUCGGCGGCCCGACUUGCAGUGUGAUCGCUAUGAAAUGUCCGAAUAUCCAGGUAACAGUGUGUGACAAGUCAGUUGAAAGGAUAAACCAGUGGAAUUCUGAGAAAUUGCCAAUAUACGAGCCUGGUUUGGACGACGUAGUGAGGCAGUGUCGUGGCAAGAAUCUAUUUUUUUCUACUGACAUCGCAAAGGGCAUACGGGAGGCGGAUUUAAUAUUUAUUUCUGUCAACACGCCCACUAAAACGUUUGGUAACGGUAAGGGCAGGGCCGCUGACCUUAAGUAUGUAGAGAGUGCGGCUCGAAUGAUUGCAGACCUGGCUACAAGCAACAAAAUUGUUGUAGAGAAGAGCACUGUCCCUGUGAAGGCCGCUGAAAUCAUUAUGAAAAUACUGCGAGCUAACACUAAACCUGGUGUGGAGUAUCAGAUCUUGUCCAACCCUGAGUUCUUGGCUGAAGGAACAGCUAUAGUGGACUUGGUAGAGGCUGAGAGAGUGCUAAUUGGGGGUGAAGACACUCCCGAAGGCCAGAAAGCUAUACAAGAGUUGUGCUGGGUCUAUGAGCACUGGAUUCCAGCGAAAAACAUCCUUACAACUAACACUUGGAGUUCAGAAUUGUCUAAACUAGCUGCAAAUGCAUUCCUUGCUCAAAGGAUCUCAAGUAUUAACUCUUUGUCAGCGGUCUGUGAAGCUACAGGUGCAGAUGUGUCUGAGGUAGCGAGGGCAGUUGGCCGAGACUCUCGUAUUGGGCCUAAGUUCCUUGAAGCAUCCAUAGGUUUUGGGGGCAGCUGCUUCCAAAAAGACAUUCUGAACCUAAUCUACCUGUGUGAAUGCUUAAAUUUGCCCGAAGUAGCCGCAUAUUGGCAACAAGUAUUAAGCUUGAAUGACUAUCAGAAAACAAGAUUCACUAGAAAAGUUAUUGAAUCAUUGUUCAACACGGUAUCGGACAAAAAUAUAGCGAUACUGGGCUUUUCAUUUAAGAAGAACACAGGAGACACACGGGAGUCUCCGGCUAUUCAUGUUUCUAAGACAUUACUUGAUGAGGGAGCCAAACUCCACAUCUAUGACCCUAAAGUGGAGCCUGAUCAAAUAUUCUAUGAGCUGACGAGUCCGUAUUUAACUUCGGAGCCAGAGAUUGUGAAGAAAAACGUAGAGAUUCAUGAUACAGCAUACUCUGCUGUAACGGGUGCACAUGCUAUAGUUUUGUGUACGGAAUGGGACGAAUUUAAAGUUUUAGACUUUAAGAAAAUCUAUGAAGUGAUGAUGAAGCCUGCUUACAUAUUUGAUGGACGGAAGAUUUUGAACCACGAGGCGUUGCAGAAUAUUGGGUUCCAUGUUCAGACUAUUGGCAAGAGGCUAAGCCGAGUGGGCAGCAUACGAGCACAAGGAAGUCAGACCAUGCCCUGAUAUACAGAUAUGGAGAGUUUUGGGGCGCUCAGUUCAGGUGCGCGGAAGAGUUGAGCCAAGACCAAGAUGGAAUGCUAAGGAAUUAAUAUUUGAUAAGUUAAAAAGAAUAUUUAUAUUUUUUUGUGCCACAAGCCAUUUGGAAGAUCUUUUAUUAAUCAUGUUUGCGUUGUACGUGUAUUAUACAUUUAUGUAUGAUGCUCCGGACUAUAGCCGUAAGAAAUUAAUUGUUUAGGACUUAAGGUCGUAUCUCUAAUUCAGAAAUUCUUGUACAGAAUCUGUGAACAAUAAUUCAUCUUAGAAUUCUUGGUGUUUGUAUAAAUCAUGUUCAUAUCAGGAAUAUUUUUAAACUAAUCGAUGUAUCGGUUAUUUCGUACGUAUGCAAUUUUUUGAAUUAUUCGGUUUUUGUUAGCUAUUAUGUAUUUAAAUUAAAACUGCCUCGUUGGCCGAGCGGUCGCAAGUGCGACUGCCGUUUAAACUGUCA
This is a messenger RNA of Spodoptera litura, 2269 nucleotides long. It is a transcript of the gene sgl, whose product is annotated as UDP-glucose 6-dehydrogenase sgl. The record is from RefSeq and is a predicted model, not a curated record. Gene Ontology annotation, cellular component: nucleus. Gene Ontology annotation, molecular function: NAD binding; UDP-glucose 6-dehydrogenase activity. Lineage: Eukaryota; Metazoa; Arthropoda; Insecta; Lepidoptera; Noctuidae. Gene Ontology annotation, biological process: glycosaminoglycan biosynthetic process.